ACAGAAGAGUCCCCCCAAUCCAACAGCAGUGCCAGAAGAGUCGUGCUCUGGCUGGAGCAGCAACAUAAAGAUCAAUUUUCAAAAAUGAGUGGACCUCUUCAUGGCCAUUUAUUAUCAGAGGGAGCCUCAACACGCACUACUGGUGUGCAGUCUGCCGUAUUGAAAACUCAUGUUGCCACCAGGGUGUGACAGUAGUGCGCCAUAUAAAAAGCAAAAGGCCACCAAGAUAAGCAACGAGCUCUCCAGUCCACAAUAUCCCAAUAUGCAAUGGCCGUUCCAUCUGUUGGGGGUAUGUCUGCACAAGAGGUUAAGACAAGAAGGGCUGAGGUCAAAAUGACAGCUGGGUUGGUAGUUCACAACGUCCCCCUAGCCUUUGUGGACCACCUGGGGCCUCUCCUAAAAUAAUGUUUCGGAGAUUCGAAGACAGCGCAGGAGUACAGGUGUGCCAGGACUAAGUUAUCCUGCAUUACCAAUGAAGCACUCGCACCAUAUUUCACACAGGAGCUUGUGAAGGAGAUGAAAAAAGCCCUGUAUACCCUUGUUACGGAUGGGUCGAAUGACACUGGAGUGGAAAAGAUGAACCCGCUUACUGUCCGGGUCUUCAUGGGCAGCAAAGUUGUCCACCAGUUUUUAAAUAUGUGCACAACAAGUGGGACGAGAUGUGGGACAGCAAGUGAGAUCUUCACCAAAAUUACCUCCACCAUAGAGGAGCAUGGCAUCCCUUGGGAGAACUGCAUUGGUCUCUCAGUUUACAAUGCAGCUGUGAACAUUGGACCACGUAAUUCCAUUGCCUCUAGGGUGCUCCAGAAGCAUCCCAACACCUAUAUUCAUGGUUGUCCUUGUCAUGUGGCACAUAACACCGCCAAAGCUGCAGGAGUGGGAGUUUUUAAAGUGUCCGGUUUUGAUUUGGAGGAUAUGGUAGUGGACAUCGGUUACUGGUUCAAGGGUAGCACAAAUCGGAAAGGAUACCUGACAGAGUUUUGUGAGCUCCAUGAAGCGGAGUACAUGGAGGUCCUCCUGCAUAUCUCGGUCUGUUGGCUAAGCCUUGAAUGUUGUGUCCUGAGGAUCCUGAGGCUGUAUGAACCUCUGGCCAGCUACUACAAAUCUGCUAAUGAAAAUCAGGCCAGGUUCAAGAGACUUGUGCAGACAUUCACUGACCCCAUGACAGAAGUGUACCUGCUGUUCUUCCAAGCCACCAUACCAACUUGCUGCUUCAGAGAGAGCAGUCAUCAAUAUUUUUGUUACAUGAUGAGAUGGUGAAAUUCGUACGCAAGCUAUGUUCAAAGUUUAUGGUUCCAGCAGCUCUGCAGUGCCAUGAGGAGCCUUGUGAAAUUGCCUUUAAAGAAAAGGCAAACCAUUUACCAGGUUUCCCCAUCUCCUCCCAUACCAUGGGCCAGAGGAGCAUGACCUUCUGGGUGAGGAGUUUCUAAAUUAUCAGACCAUGCCAAUGAUAUCCCUGCAGGACGAAACUGAACUUUUUUUUUGGCAGGUGUGGCUUGGCUACAUCUGUUUACAUUUUACAUUUUAGUCAUUUAGCAGACACUCUUAUCCAGAGCAACUUACAG
Messenger RNA from Coregonus clupeaformis (lake whitefish), 1565 nucleotides. RefSeq lists its product as uncharacterized. The transcript has 8 exons. Bases 517 to 1260 code for a protein of 247 amino acids. NCBI's taxonomy places the organism in Eukaryota, Metazoa, Chordata, Actinopteri, Salmoniformes, Salmonidae. The record is from RefSeq and is a predicted model, not a curated record.